Messenger RNA from Marmota monax (woodchuck), 2930 nucleotides. RefSeq names its product fatty acid desaturase 2 (gene Fads2). Gene Ontology annotation, biological process: lipid metabolic process. Lineage: Eukaryota; Metazoa; Chordata; Mammalia; Rodentia; Sciuridae. The record is from RefSeq and is a predicted model, not a curated record. Gene Ontology annotation, cellular component: membrane. The transcript is spliced from 12 exons. Bases 63 to 1397 code for a protein of 444 amino acids. Gene Ontology annotation, molecular function: oxidoreductase activity, acting on paired donors, with oxidation of a pair of donors resulting in the reduction of molecular oxygen to two molecules of water.
GUGCAGCCAGCCGCCGGCUCCCGGAAACCGCGGCGCAAGAAGCAUCCCGGUGGGCAGGCAGCAUGGGGAAGGGGGGGAACCAGGGCGAGGGGGCCACCGAGCGAGAGGCGCCGAUGCCCACCUUCAGCUGGGAGGAGAUUCAGAAGCACAACCAGCGCACCGACAAGUGGCUCGUGGUCGACCGCAAGGUCUACAACGUCACCAAAUGGUCCACGCGGCACCCGGGGGGCCACCGGGUCAUCGCGCACUACGCGGGAGAAGAUGCUACGGAUGCCUUCAAUGCCUUCCACCCUGACCUUGACUUUGUCCGCAAGUUCCUGAAGCCCCUACUGAUUGGCGAGUUGGCCCCAGAGGAGCCCAGCCUGGAUCGUGGCAAGAGCGCUCAGAUCACCGAGGACUUCCGGAACCUGAGGAAGACUGCUGAGGACAUGAACCUGUUCAAGACCAACCACCUGUUCUUCUUCCUGCUCCUGGCCCACAUCAUCGCCAUGGAGAGCAUCGCCUGGUUCACUGUCUUUUACUUCGGCAAUGGCUGGAUUUCUACCCUCGUCACAGCCUUUGUCCUUGCUACCUCUCAGGCCCAAGCUGGAUGGCUGCAACAUGAUUAUGGCCACCUUUCUGUCUACAAGAAGUCCAAGUGGAACCACAUCGUCCACAAGUUCGUCAUCGGCCACUUAAAGGGAGCCUCUGCCAAGUGGUGGAACCAUCGCCACUUCCAGCACCACGCCAAGCCCAACAUCUUCCACAAGGACCCAGACGUGAAGAUGCUUCAUGUGUUUGUCCUCGGCGAAUGGCAGGCCCUUGAGUACGGCAAGAAGAAGCUGAAGUACCUUCCCUACAACCACCAGCACCAGUACUUCUUCCUGAUUGGGCCGCCGCUGCUCAUCCCCCUGUAUUUCCAGUAUCAGAUCAUCAUGACCAUGAUCGUUCACAAACACUGGGUGGACUUGGCCUGGGCCAUCAGCUACUAUGCCCGCUUCUUCUGCACCUACAUCCCCUUCUACGGCAUCCUGGGGUCCCUCCUUUUCCUCAACUUCAUCAGGUUCCUGGAGAGCCACUGGUUUGUGUGGGUCACACAGAUGAAUCAUAUUGUCAUGGAGAUCGACCUGGACCACUACCGCGACUGGUUCAGCAGCCAGCUGGCAGCCACCUGCAACGUGGAGCAGUCCUUCUUCAAUGACUGGUUCAGCGGGCACCUCAACUUCCAGAUCGAGCACCACCUCUUCCCCACCAUGCCCCGGCACAACUUGCACAAGAUCGCCCCGCUGGUGAAGUCUCUGUGCGCCAAGCACGGCAUCGAGUACCAGGAGAAGCCUCUGAUGAGGGCCCUGAUGGACAUCAUCAGUUCCCUGAAGAAGUCUGGGGAGCUGUGGCUGGACGCCUACCUCCACAAGUGAAGUGGCCGCCCUCAGCCCCGCGCCCACCUCUCUCAGAUGUUGGUCCUAGUUGAGCGUCCCGAGAUUCAGCGUCAGAUUCUCCCCCCAGAGGGCCCCAUGGGGAAGGGGCGCAGGUGGGGGUGAUGGCCAAAGGGAGGGGCGGGCUUUUGUUCUGAGGGUUUUCCAUGAGGCUGGGGUACACACUGGCUUAUGGACCCCAUGUUUGGUUUUCUUUCUCUUCUUUCCCUUCACCCCACCAACCCCUCUGGGGCCUGCCCUCUCCCAGCCCUAACCCUCACCCACCACCUCCUGGCUCCUUCUCCCCAGGAGCAGAGAGAGGUGGCCAUGGGAAGUGGCUCUGUCCCUGCCUCCAGCCUUUGCCCCAAAAGAUCUGAGGAGACCAGAGGUCCAUGGGGUCUGGCCUGGGACUCCUCCGCUUCUACCUGGCCACCAGGCUGACAAACCCUAGUCCCUCGGAUACUCUUGGGGUCUGUGGGCAGGGUCCUGGCCUGGCUCUGCCCUCCUGUUUGGAGGGAGGUGUGCUUUGUGCUCUGGGUCUCCUUCCCACGGCUGGGGUCUGUACCUGGGGCCUCCCUCCAGCUGUCCAGGGCUCCAGGCCUGCAGCAUGGCCAGCUCAGACCUCGAGGCCCAGGGGAUGUCCACCGCCUACCACUGGAGCUCUGGGCCCCCAGGCUGGUGCAGCUUCUGUUCCUCCGUCUUCCUAACUCCAGAGCCCACGACCUUGGGAGCAGAGGGGCGUCCCUUGUGUGGGCUCGGCCAGGUUGUGGGAGGGGCUGGCCAGCCUGGAGGCUCAGCCCUGCGCCCACCUCUUUCAGAUAUUUGUCCUAGUUGAGUGUCCCGAGAUUUAGCCGUCAGAUUCUUCCCCCAAAGGCUCCGGUCAGUCCUUGGCUACUUGGCCCAAGGACUUGGGCCUUGCAGGAGGGCACUAGAGCUUGCCACAGGCCCUCCCCAGAAUGGGUGUCAGGGGGACAGCACUGAGCCUCGCUCUCCUGUCUUACUGCUUUUAAUCUUUGCCAUUUUAACUUGUUCCACGGUAUGCAUUCUGGUGGAGGGCAAUGGGCUGGGUCUUGGGACAAUAUGCCUUUUAUGAGAUGCCCCCAUGGGCUCCCCCAGGCCCAGGGUGUGGAGACCACUACUGGCAGGAGGGCAGGGAAGCAAGGAGGGAGGGGAGUCUCAGGAGGCCACCCUGAGGCGCCAGGGGAGUGGGGGGCCCAGUGAGGGCCAAGUGGGUGUCGGGAAGAGGAGGAGGCCAGCCGGAGGCCAGGACAUGUGAAGGCUUUGGGAGAGUGUGCGGGAGGGGGAAGGCUGCGGCCCAGCGGCCUAGUUCUACUGUCUAAUCCACUAACCAACAUUUAGAUUGACAGUUCAGUGGGGCUGAGACCCCAAGGUAACCGCGGCAGCAUUGACCCCUCCCACCACCUAGCUCCUAUGUGCUCUCUCCGGAGGCAGAAUGAAUCCUAGGGAACUGAUCUUCAUUUUUAUCAUGUUGCUUCCCCACCCCUACGUUUUUGGGAAAUAAAAGCAGUAAUUUUA